Haplochromis burtoni (Burton's mouthbrooder) is the source of this 13942-nucleotide messenger RNA. It is a transcript of the gene greb1l, whose product is annotated as GREB1 like retinoic acid receptor coactivator. The transcript has 36 exons. The coding region runs from base 2949 to 8804 and encodes 1951 amino acids. Lineage: Eukaryota; Metazoa; Chordata; Actinopteri; Cichliformes; Cichlidae. The record is from RefSeq and is a predicted model, not a curated record. Gene Ontology annotation, biological process: kidney development; multicellular organism development.
GAUGUUGUUGUCCCUUGCUCUUUUUCUCUCUGGCUCUGUUCCUGUGCUACUGCGAGUGUAACUAACGCCCCUCCCCCCUCUGCCCAGCGCAAAGUACAGGCCGCGCGUGCGGCGUUUAGCGGAAAAAAGGGCGAGAGAGAGGGUGAGAGAAAGGGGGGGAAAAAAAGGCUCGCGUCGUUCACUUCAAAGAGUCGGCUCUAAGAGCCAUUUCGUUCGCGAACGACCCAUCACUAGUAGAGGUGCAGCCAAAACGCUGGGCUGAACAUCCUGUUCUUUGUUGCAAAAGGAGAUCUAUGAUGCUAAUCUUGGUGGUGUGUCUGUGUGUGUGUACAUUUAUGCAUGAGUGCUACGCAACCACAGUAGACACCACUUCCUGUUGUCCUGUUAUCUAUGAUUCUGACAUGCAGGGCAGGCUCUUAUCUGUCACUGCUGGAUUUUGUGCUUGACUAACCAAAUGACUUAGUGAACCUAAUCCUUAGUUUAUUUAAGCCUCCUGUUACCAUGCUCAACCUCUAUUCAUACACUCCUUUUUGUGGUGCAGUUACAGAAUAUUAUCAUCCAGACUUUUAUGCUCUUUUCAUCUGCACAUGAACCCCCAGAAAUGAAUGAAAAUGAGCUGGUUGUGCCCUCGAGUCAAUCGCCAGGAAGUGUGUCAGAGGUUCACCAUGAAAGCGGGAGUUCAUGCACGUGUUUGUGGGGGAGUGAUGGCAUGUCAAGGUGAAGGAGAGACUCUCGCUGAACUCUUGGAAAAAGAAAUUAGGUUGUGUCUUGCAAAUCACAUCACAGUAGGAUUGUGGCACGAAGUACAGACUCAUGUCUACACUGUUCCUCCUUUUUUUUUUUUUAAGAUCAAUCUCUCAGAUUUUUGUGGACUCCAUUACAGCAAUAUGAACUCACGAAGCGCAAAUUGUGCGUGUGUCUCCACUGAGAGCACUCAGUCAUAAUAUAUCCUCAUUCUUGCCACUGAAACCUCGAAAGCAUUCAGCGGAGAAUCCCUUCUUGCACAGCAGUGUUAUGGAACAGUGUGUUCUCACAGGGUGUACUGCUGUAUUCCCUGCCCAUGCACAGAUGCCAGCUCCAGCGGUACAGUACCUGCAGACAGAAAUUUCAGCCAGCAGCUUCAUGUUCGUUUUAAAGAGCACAGCAUGUGCUGUGCCACAGUCUGGAUCACAGCACAAUACUGUGAAGGAAAAUUUAUGGUUUUGCUUUCCAAAUCCUCCAGAUAAAAUGAUCUUAUUGUGUUUUUGCUCAUACCAUCUUGAAGUAAGCCAUUUAAGCAUUCUUGAAACAAUAAACUGGAGUGUUUCUAGUUUAAAGGGGCAAUAAAGUAAGUGCUGGCAGCACAAGCAUGUGACUUUAAAAAAGGGAGAGUUGUUGAUGUCACUUGUUUUAAAUCUUUUUUUUUUCUUUCUUGAUUUACUUCAUCUUUACAGACCAGUUUUACUUGGGCAGGAUUAGUAAAAGAUUAGACAUUUUCACAACAUCAACACGUUUGAAGGCUUGAGUUGCCUGAGUUAUGACACUAUUUUUCCAAUUGGCCACAUAUUAAAAUUUCCUGUCUAAUAGUAUGUUGGCCCAACUGCGUCCUGCUAAAAUAGCAUGGAAACAUGAUCUCUGGAGGUGCUUUUGGUGUCUGGCAAGGGACUUUGGCAGAAAUCCACUCAGUAGGUUGUGGUCUGCAUUUAAGACGCUGAUUGGUGAGCCACAGCUGAGCCCAGCAUCCUUGUGCAACACUUUCAAUUUUACUUGACAAUGCAUAAGGAGCUUCAGUUUCUUGCUUCUGAACAACUUUUUGAACAGAACAACACUGUUUAAAAACUGCUUUUUUCCAGCAGCCAUUAGUCAGAUAAACAUAUCAUAGCUUUGCUACAUGUGUCUGUGUCUCUGCUGAAAAUGUGAGUAUAGAUGACUCACUGCUGCAAAGUAAAUCUACCUAUGGGUACAAAUAAAGUAACCUGAGCCUGAACCAUUGCAAUGAGAUGAAAGAACAGCGGGUAGCUCUUCAUGUUUGAUUUGGCAGAUUUUUUUGUUGUUGAAUGUUCUUCCUGAUAACAACCCCAAAAGGAUUUGUAUCUUCACCUGGGAUCGAACCGGCUUUAGGCGAUUGUCUAAAACACUAUAUUAUGUCAUAACUAAAGCAAUUUCACUUCAUCUGUCUGAAUGUUCUGUUCACACAAGCAAGCAAAAGAUUUUUUUUUUUUUAGCAUUUACUGCUUUACAUUUUGAUUGGCAUUGCAGCUUAGCUUUAAAUUUUUCUUCUUAUUACUCCCUCAGCUCCACCAAGCCCAUUUAACACAUACAGAAGUGCUCUGUUUUUGACUGCAUGUCACAUUUUAUGUGACACAACAGCUUUAAUUGCAUACAGCAUUGCAUAUGAUCAUUAGUGUGUCUCUUAACUGCAGUGUUAAUGGGUUUGGGUGUAGUGCUGUUUUUUUCCCCUCCAGAUGAGGAAAUAAAACAAUCAGAGUUAGUCUAUAAAAUGCAAUCACCCGCAUGUAUCAGGAGAGAGCCGUUGGAGACAAAGGCCAGGGGUCGGGUGGUACUCUGAAAGCCACGCCCACUGCAACCGAGGCCCAAAAAGUAAAUAAGAUCGCUUAAUAUUAGCUGGCUCAAAAAUGUGAGCUUUUGCUAUGUUAGCAAGCACUGUUAUACGGCUAAUGUUGUUUAAAAUGCUUUAACUCGAUUGACAGACGUUCAGUAGGCUAAAACUGACCUGUUAAUAUUUAUGACCAAGAAAAAAAAUACUUCACACGCACACACACAGGCAGUGGGUUAGCCAUUUGGUUUAUUUUCAAUUUAUAACGAGAGGACGGAGUUGGAGUUGGAUCAACAACAAAGGUCUUCAAGCAACGAGGGAGUGACAUGCCUUUGAUGGAAAUUUCUGCCGAGUGAUAGCGAUCCAGCAUGUAGCAGAGUCCUGUCACACCUGGGAACAGUCUGACUGCAUAAUGGGGAAUUCAUACGCAGGGCAGCUGAAGUCUGCCCGAUUUGAGGAGGCUCUCCACAACUCGAUUGAGGCGUCCCUGCGCUCGAGCAGCGGGGAUCCACAACCCAUCUUCACACAGCUGUACUUAGAGCCUGAGACGUAUCCUGGUAACAUGGAAGUUGAUAGGAAGUCGAAAGCUGGCGUAGCACUCCAUGGCAGGGAGCACCCAGGGCACGAGCUUGUGAAUGGCAACUCUUCCAACGAUCUGGAGGAGCUGGAAGACGAAGACGACUCGGACACCAGCAGCCCUCCACUUCCCUACCUGCAAGCUCCUGCACCGGAUGGCUGCUGCACCCUGGAUGGCUUCUGUCAGGCCGGGAAAGACCUCCGCCUAGUCUCCAUAGCAACAGAGCCCAUCGAAGUCCCAGCAGGCUUCGAGCUGGUCGGUGCCAAGUCCCCCACUGUUCCUGAGCACAUCUUGGUGUGCGCCGUGGACCGGCGUUUUUUGCCUGACGAGAAUGGGAAAAAUGCACUUUUAGGUUUUUCAGGAAACUGUGUGGGCUGUGGUGAAAAGGGAUUCAGAUACUUCACCGAGUUUUCCAAUCACAUCAACCUGAAACUUUCCACACAGCCCAAAAAGCAGAAGCACUUAAAAUACUACCUGGUGAAGAAUUCUCAGGGUGCUUUGUGCAAAGGACCCCUCAUCUGCUGGAAAGACGGUAAAACGCGCCAGUUUCUCAGCAGCGCAUCAACCUCCAAACCCGGCUCGUCGUCUUCGCUUAGCAGUAAAGAAAAUGGAGGUGCCAGCGGACACAGCUCCUCUCCUUUUUCCCUUUCAGGCAUCUUAGAUUCUCCACCUACCAGAACAACGCAAGCAUCCUCUGUCUUUUUUGGGAACCAGGAAUGUAGUUUCCUCAAACCACUGGCCUCCACACCUGGAAACAAGACUCUACCAAUAGUACCCACAGCUCUUCGGGUGAAUGUGCCAACAAAUAGCCUGGCUGUUGAUGGGCGCCCUCCAUUACUCAGCCCCUCCCAGAUGUCCUUAGGGCCUCAAGGUCAGGGGUAUCGCACUGCUGAUUUAGGAGAUAGUCCCGUAUUGUCUGCUAUGAACUCUGGCCCUCCAAAGAAGCGCCACCGGAGCUGGCACCCCAGCUCGUUGGUGCCAGUCCCGCCAACAGCUGUCCCUGUGCCAGCUAUUCGGCCAAUAGUUUGUUCUCCAGGGCCGGUAUUAGGAGUAGCCUCUCCUCAACCACCUGUAAUAGGCGUCAUUCAGCCCCAGCCUGUCACGAUUGGAGAGACGGUCAUCGUGCCCGACAACCUACUCAACUCUGCAGGAGUCCGACCUGUCAUCCUCAUUGGCCAUGGCACUUUACCUUACUUCUAUGGAAAUGUUGGGGACAUAGUGGUGAGCCCCCUGCUGGUCAGCUGCUAUAAAAGCAGCCAACUGUCAGAUAAAACCCUGGAGGCUCUGGGGCUCAACAGCAGCCGGUUACUCAGCGUGGAGGCGAUGAUUCUGCUCACUCUACAGUAUUUUGCACGUUUAGGUUCAGAGCAGAUUCCUCUGAGGGAGGAGCUGGAGCAGAUAGUCUUGAAGGCCAUGCUGUGCUGUCCCGGGGGACCUGCCAUCUCCCCCCUCCAACUACCUUGGCUGGCUCGGCUGGAAGCGAGCGUCUCUGGCGGCAGCGUCCAAGUGGUGGUCACAAACAACUCUUUGGGCGAAGGCAUCUCUGAGUCGCUGCGCUCUCUGGCUGAGGGUCCUCCUCAACAGCAGUGCGUGCCAACCUAUGUGGUCAUUAUAUGCGCCUCUAAGAUGAGCGGCAGCGAGUUCUGUGUGAUUGUGUUGGGAAAGUAUCAAGCGCGGGCCUUAGCAGAAGGGAUGCUCACAACCAAUGAAUUUCUGAAAGAAAUCAGCUACGAGCUCAUCACGGGGAAAGUCAGCAUCUUGACAUCUCAUUUCAGAACCACCUCUCUGGGGGACAACCUCGACAAACAGCUGGUGCGAUACCAGCGCAGGCGGAAAGGACAGGUCAUCCAGCCCUUUCAGGGCGAUGUCACCGACAACAUCCACUCCCAGGAAGCUGCCAGCAUGUCACCACCAUCAGACUCAGAUCUUUUUACAAAGGGCUUCCAGAUCUAUCCGGCCCAGCUUAAUGUGGCUCGUAGCCUUCUUUCUCAAGUGUGCUCCAUCGCGGAUUCAGGGACACAGAACCUCGAUUUAGGGCGUUUUUGCAAGGUGGACUUCCUGGUUUUGGUCCCACCGUCUCACAUUCUGGUCCACCAGACGGCACAACGCAUCCGACAAUCAGGUGUACUUGUGGACCUGGGAAAUGAAGACCCCUCCACGGCCCACCUGAAGUCAGACAAAUAUGUGGUGCGUCUUGACGGUGAUGUUCACGCCAAGAUGGAGGCCUUCAUGAAGAAAGUCAAACAGAACCCCUACACUCUGUUUGUCCUCAUUCACGACAACUCGCACGUCGACCUCACAAGUGCCCUGUCAGGCUCUGUGUGCCACGGGGAGCUGCAGGGUUUGGCUGACCGGGUGGUGAACUGUCAAGAAGUCUUAGAUGCCAUGAACCUCUUGGUCCUGCAGGUCAGCUGUUUCCCUUACACUUUGCAGACCCGCCAGUCUCGAAUCAGCAUCCACAAUGAAGUUCACUGGCCGUCCAACGACAAUCUGCAGAGGGAGCAGUUUCCUGACGAGCUGGUCUACUUUGGCCUGAGGGACUACAGCAGAUCCCUGCAGUGGGGCAUGGCCAGUCCCAUCCUGCGCUAUGAUGAUGCGUUUGAGAAAAUGGUUCACACUCUGUUGGAAAGACAUCCCCACCUACACAGCAUGGUGAUCCGCAGCUACCUGCUGAUUCAGCAGUACACUGAGGCCAUGAUGGCUCUCACCUCUUCCCCGUCCCUGAGAGACCACAUAACUCCAGAGACCCUGGCCAUGGUGGAGGACUUGAUAAACGCUCCAAGCAGAGAGGGCUCCCAGGGCCACGGCCACAUGCUGCUGGUCCGUAUCCCCUCGCUGCAGCUGGCAAUGUUGGCCCGAGAAAGACUGGAGGACGUGAGGGACAAGCUGGGACUGCAGCUGUGCUUUGCAGUGCUGCUGGGAAGUCCUGCGUCUGAGCUCAACCUGCACAGAAAUUUUAUCAGUCGCCUCAGGGCUUGGCAAGGCUGUGAGAAUGAAGACUGGGUGCCACACACCUAUGAGGAUCUGGAAGGGCUGCCCUGCAUCGUCAUCCUCACGGGCAAAGACCCUCUUGGAGAGACUUUCCCCAAGUCUUUGAAAUACUGCGACCUGCGACUGAUAGACUCCAGCUACCUGACUCGUACAGCCCUGGAACAGGAGGUGGGUCUGGCAUGCACCUACGUAUCCAGGGUUGUUGUUCCUAAACCAAAGAAGGCUAUGGCCCCUCGGGAAUCGGAUGUGGAGAAGGUCGCCACCAGCUUGAAUGAUGGAGAUGAGCUGGAAAGACCUCAGAGCAACGGCAGCGCUGCAACCAGAACCUCUGGCUCUUUGGCGGAUAAUGGUGUCAGCUCAUCUGAUGUUGCAGACUCUUUCCAGAAACCCUCCACUUCCACCUCGCAGCCUGAAGGCAUGGUCACCAUAGACAUGGGCACAUCAACACUCGGAAUUAAGGAGGAGUGCGACUCACUGGGAACCCCGCUCUCUUCCGACCCUUCGAAAGCCUCCAAGGCUCCUCCAUCCCUCUACUCCAGUUCCUCAUCUUCCUCCCCCUCACCAUCUUCCUCCUCCACCCAGAGGCCCAGCCAGUCCACGCAGAGCGAUCGCGAGCCCACGAGGGCAUCACCGCGCACAGUCAUCUUGUCGCGAGCGGCUUACAAUCUGUUGUCGGGGGACUCUGGGAGUCAGCUGAGCUCCUCCUCGCUGCUCCCUCACGCAGACGUGGCCUGGAGCAGUCCGCUGAGGCCCAUUAUCACUCACACCCUGCAGGGGACGGAGCAGAGCAUGUACUACCGCCAGUGGACCAUCGCGCGGCAGCAUCAUGCUGAUUAUGAAGCGCCGUCUGUGCCGCAUCCUCGACGCUUGCUGCUCAGUGGACCCCCACAGGUGGGAAAAACUGGCGCCUACCUGCAGUUUCUGCGUAUCCUGUUUCGGAUGCUCAUCAGGCUGCUCGAGGUCGACGUGUAUGAUGAGGAUGAAGUGGAGGAAGAAAAUUCGGAGGUCACAACUCUAGUAAGUACCCAGUGGCCGGACAUCGAGGAAGUCCGAAAGCUGCCCUUUGACCCCAACCUCCGAGAUCCUAAAUUCAGGAAAGCCAGCCCUGUUUACUCUGACAAGAUGCUAAAGUCUUUCAAAGAUUGUAAGCAAGAUAAAGAGAACCAAACUCCAGCCACACGAGUGACCAAGUCGAUACGUCAGAGUAGGUUUGCUGCCCACAAUGCCUUUCAUCACUGUGACCAGUGCCAUCACUACUGUGAAGCAGGCGCAGCUACACAGCUGUCGGAGUGCACUUUUCAUGCUUUCACCUUCUGCUCGUCCAUGCUGGGAGAGGAGGUCCAGCUCCAGUUUGUGAUUCCCAAAUCUAAGGAGCAGCACUUUGUUUUCAGUCAUCAGGGCAGCCACCUGGAGAGCAUGCGUCUGCCUCUGGUCUCCACCAAGGACCCCGACCUUCUCAGGAGUCCAAUCUUCACCCCGACCACAGGACGCCAAGAACACGGCCUGCUGAACAUUUUCCAUGCCACGGAGGGCGCAGCUCAUCUGCACGUCCUCGUGGUCAAACAGUUUGAGAUGCCUCACUAUAGGAAGUACUGGCCCAACCACAUCUUGCUCGUCCUGCCCGCCAUGUUCAACAACGCUGGAGUUGGUGCAACUCGCUUCUUGAUCAAAGAGCUGUCAUACCAUAACCUCGAGCUGGAGAGGAACCGACUGGAGGAGCAAGGUGUCAAGAGACAAGACGUAUGGCCUUUCAUUGUCAUGAUGGACGACUCCUGUGUGCAGUGGAACGCCCACCAAUCAGCAGAAGGAAGUGAGACAUCAGAUGGAGGCUCAUGUCUCAGCAACGUGUCUCUAAAAACGGUGCUGCAGCACAUGGAGAACACGCCCAAGAUCUCCCAGUACGCCGUGUGCGGCACACGCAAGUGGAGCAGCAGCCUGGCUCGCAGGUCUCCCAGCAAUCCCUUCAGUCGGUGUCACCUCCAUGACUUUGUCAUGCUGAAUGUGGACCUGACGCAGAACGUCCAGUACGACCUGAAUCGGUAUGGCUGCGAGGAGGUGGACUUUAAUCUAAGGGUUAAUAGCAGUGGCUUGUUGCUGUGCCGCUUCAACAACUUCUUCCUGAUGAAGAAGCACAUUCCAGUUGGGGGAAGAAACAAAGAAUUCCUGGUCAAACCUAAACUCAUGGUGGGUGUUCAGGAAAUAGAAAACCCCGCUCUAAUCAGCCCGUUGCAGUAUGUUUGUGCACCAGACAGCGAACAGACCCUCUUCGACGCCCCGGCCCAGUUCCUACUGGAAAGGUUCCUCCAGAGCUGCAGUCACAGACUAUUUCCGAAAGCUGUUAGGAACAGAGACAACCCAGUUCUGUCCAUUGACAGCUACCUCAACCUCAGCCCGGAGAUCUCUGUGUGCUACAUCAACUCUCGUCCACACUCCACCAACCUGAACCAUCAGGGGCUGGUGUUCAGUGGCCUGCUGCUUUACCUCUGUGACUCCUUCGUUGUUUCUGGACUCCUGAAGAAAUUCGACUUCCUCAAAGGUGCCACCCUCUGUGUGAUCUGUCAGGACCGCAGUUCCCUGCGUCAGACAAUCGCCCGACUGGAGCUGGAGGACGAAUGGCAGUUCCGCCUGCGGGACGAGUUUCAGACGGCCAACUGCAACGAGGAUCGGUCCCUCUACUUUCUGACCGGCCGCCACGUUUAAACCUGCUCAAAUCUAUGCCGCUGCUGAAGAAACCCAAUCAGAACUGAGAUUUAGUUCCAGACCUGCAAUCAAAAUUUUGAUCAGGCAGAAGACAGGUCAGCAGGGAAAUGCUGGAGCACGAGGUGUGAGGACCACCUGACACAGCUUUCUGUACUGCCAGUGUGCACUGUGCCCGACUCCAAAGAGGGUCGGUGAAUGUUUCUGACUUUUUCUCGCUUGUCGGCUUGUCUUCAGUUAAGUUUGUGUCGUAGUGAAAAAGACUUUGCUGUGGGGGGAAAAAAAGCACAGCUGAAACUGAACUUAUUUUGUUUUGGUGUUGGUUUUUUUUGGACUCGCGACGGAUAAUGUGACUAUUUGAAGAAUGUAUUUUGAACCCACUUUGUCCAGUCCUGGAUGUUCAGGGGGUCAGAGGGAGGUGGCUUUAAGGAGUCGCGCUACCAGCAUCAAUGGAAUAUAUUUUAACAGGGACAUGGCAGGUUUGAGACCAUGGUAACAUCUGUGUUUGUUAAUGUUUGUGCAUCUGCAUGAAAACAGUUUAAGUUUGCCAUUAAUUUUUCUAAGCACCAAAGACGCCUUUAGCUGCACUUUUCCUUUUUCCUUUGCUUUCUUUGACCUUUCUCACCUGCUUCGCCUCUCAUAAUCCACAAAGCCCAUUUAUGUUUCCUCAUAACGUUACAAAGACACACCCAAGAGUUUGGUCAUUACUGGAUUUCAGGUCAUCAGGAGUAUCUGUACUGGAAGCUGUGGGAAUCAAACAAUAAGCAGCCGUUGGAUUUGACACAACAUGUUGUCACAUGACUACAUUUCAUGCGAGUUUAUCCAAAGCGACUGGAAAACUACGGGAACAUACGAGUUGUGUCUUCGGUAUUUUACUGUUUCAGUUUCAAUAGAAAUCUGUGAAGCUGGUCAAUUUUUCUGAAACACUAUUAAACUGCAUCCACACAGGAAGCAGUUUGCUUGAUUUGUUACCUAGGUAACCCACUAAUGCAUGGAAUCCUGCGUUCUCAUUGGUAGUUACUUCAAUUCCUUGCCUCAAAGUUCAGAACAGUUUAUCUUGGGAUUCAUCCAGUUAGCAUUGUCAGCAGGUGAAACGUGACAUGUAGUCACAUAACACAUUUCACUCACUUUCUUCUACGGUUUGCGGUCGCUACGCCGCUGUGAAUCAACAUCCACGCAGGAAGCGAUGUGACAACCAGAAACCAUAGAAGAAGUCAGUGUCGUUCUGCAACUGUAGCCAAAAUAACCUACAGUGACAGGAAAUUUAGAGACUUUGAAAGCGUAUGAUACUGCUGAUUGACAUAUUACUGGGUUGUAAAUACUUUAGAGGGUUACCUAGGAAACCAGAGCUCAAAAUAUCUGCAAGCGAUGCUCGAUGAGAGAAUAGUUUCCAGCGUGCACACAGCUUUAGAUGAUCUGCCACAAUGUUUUUAUUUUUACAUGCUUUCUGUUAACAUGGACACCGAGCAGUUGAUUUAGUCGUACGUUAUGACAGUAAUUUUUCACAUAGUCGCGCAAAGUGUACCACAGGCAAGCUCCCUCACUGCCAGCUGUCCUGCUACUGCCUGUGCCUGAGAUGUCACCUCCUGUUAUGGUGUCCUGAUUGUUUAUUGAAGAUGUUUGCUACCAUCCACUUUGAUUAACCCAGUUUCCAGUCCUGAAUUAAAGGGUGAAAAUUAGGUUUACACAUAUACUUGAAAGAUGAAUGUUUUUAAGUUUCUGCACGUGGUUGUCCAAAGAAUAUGCCUUAAGCGAUGUUUCACACAGUGUCUGCUUAGGUUUUGUUUUUGGACCAAUGAGAAUGAAGAAACCUUUUGACUGUGAGGCGAAAGAAUGUUGUUUGUCUCUGUGUGUAGAGAGAUCAAAUAAUUGGGUUUUGUACUACUGUACUGUUUAAAGCUUUGUUUACAUUAUUAAUAUAUUCGAUCAUCCCCUUACCCACUGAGGGUUACUGAUGUGUUUAAUGUUGUGUAAUGUUUGCCAGUGUAUUUUGGUGAUGUCUUUCUGCAUUUUUAUGUUGCAAAGGCAAGAAGAAUCUACCUAGAUUUGUCUUUUAUGUCUUUAUUCUUUUUGGGGUUUUUUUCCUUUUCUUUUUUUCUUUUUUUGAAAAUGAGAAUCAGGUCCAUGAGGAUUUUUUUUUUAUUUAUUUGAAAAGCAUUUGGGACUGAUAAUCAUAUUGGAGUGUAUAAUUUGAUUGAGGCCUAAGUUCACUUGGGCCAAGGGAGCGUGCCCUCUUCAAAACCGGUCGCGAAGGCUUUGCACAAGACACAAACGAAUGAUUCUUGGAUCUACUGAAUGUCACUGGGGGUUUUGCAAAUGUUGGACUUGCACUAUACAAGUUGCCAGCUUAAAGAAUUAUUUCCAGAAGACGGUUAUGUUCCCUAACCCCUAGAUUUAAUAUAAUAGUGAUGAUCAAAACAAUGGUCCGUAGAAAGUGUUUUUCCUCUUUGAUUUUAAUACUUAAUAUGCAACUUGCUCCCACAAUCUUAACUGAAAUGUGUUUGAUAACUAUGUGCAGCACAGUGGUAGCCUUGGUGCCUGGUUGAUCUACCUCAUGUUUACCAUUGUGGUUGCAGGCUGUGAAUAUCUUAAUGUUCGAGCCAUGCUGUUGUUGUUUAAAAUGUCUGAAUGUAAUAAAAUGGCAUCUAAACAUAUCCUGUUAUUUUUCCUCUUUGUUUUUUUUAGUGCCCGACUCUGUGAUUUAAUCUGUUAACAGACACAAAGACAGUAGAGUGAGUUGCAUACCAAAAAUUGGCGAGCUCCAGCAAAGUUGCAAGACAUUAUACACCUGUUGUCAGAUGUUUACAUACUCAUCAUGGGCAGGAAUGUUAUGGAAAUUUGGGGCUUUUGAUCAUUUUUGUUCCCUUUCCAGGGAUUGUGGAGCAUGUAUCUUUAAUUACUUAAAAAAAAAACCAAGAAUUGGUUGCAUAAUUUGAUGUUAUUUUGUGUUUUCUCUAAUCCCUGCAGGGUCCAAAUUGUGCAUACACUCACUUCAGUCUUUUAAAAAGUGGUCCUGAAAGUUCUACUGUGUCUUUUAACUCAACAUCAGAUCAUGAUUAACUACAACUUUAUCUUUGCCAGCAUAAAAAGGAUUUGUUUGACAUCACUUACUGGAUUGACCAAUAGUCAGAACAAUUGGAAAGUCCAAAGAACUCAGUGAAGAUUGAUUAGGGAGACUUCUAGUUUGCUCAAGUUGGGGAGGUCACCUGGAGCCAUUUAUGAACAAGUGCAGUUUCCCAGAUCAUCAGUUCAAACAGUCAGACAAUUUCAAAUAAUUGUACGUAAAGUUAUUUGGAUGUGUAAUUGCCUUGCCAACGUCUGGACAAAGAGCCAAACUGUCACCCUUUGGAGGAAAUUGGUUAAGAUGUUUAGGAACAACCAAAGAACCACUAAGCCUCAAGCCAGCCAUGAACUGGAAAUUGCUGAAACACCAGCAUCACUGUCCACAAUGAAGUGAGAUUUACAUUGGCAUGGACUGAGAGGGCGCCGACUAAGAAAGAAGUUCGUACUUCCAAAUCAACACCUUCAAGCUCAACUGAAAUUUGCCACUGCUCAUGUGGACAAGCCAAAAUUUUUAUGCUCAGACAAAACAAAGACCGGAGCGAGUAAAGUUUUCAGCGUUCCGGUUGUGGAACAUGGUGGUGGCAGUAUCAUGGUCUGGGACUAUUUUUUUGACACUUGUACUGGUGCAUUGCAGAAAGUGGAUGGGAAGAUUUUUCACUUUACCUCAAAUCAACAGCUUGAUGGUUGAAACUUGGACACAAUCAGAUGUUCCAACAGAACAAUGAUCCCAAAUACAUCAAAACUGAUUUUGGAAUAGAUAACGCAGGAUAACAUGAAGCUUUUGGAAUAUUUCGACCUCAGCCCUGUUGAAAAUUUGUGGACUAUGCUUAAAACCUGGGUCUGUGCAAUGAAACCAACCAGUUGAAAUGAACUCUGCCAAUUCUGCCAAGAAGAGUUGUCAGCUAUCCAGCAAGAACAUUUGAUUAAGUGACAUUUAAUCAAAUAUAUUGCUGGGAGUGUAUGUAUACUUUUGAUCCUAUAUGUAUGUAUACAUACUGGAAAAAGAACAGUUCAAAGAAAUACCCAUGAUGAGUGUAUGGAAACUUCUGAUCACUGUAUAACUCCUUCAUUACUUCUUAUCAUUUGGGCUGCAUGUUUGAAUUCUAUAAGCUCUGAUUUCCAUUGGUUUUGAUGCUUUAAUGUUGUAUUUUGAAGACAAGUGGACUGAUACAAAGUUUAAGUAGGGUUCUUCAAGCAUGUGGCUCCCUGUCUUUAGCCUGUGAUUAACAGUAUCCUCACUCUCAUCCACACAAUGCCAGAUCUUUUUAUUCUGCAAGAGUAAACCCCGGGGUCUUGUUUAUUUCCGAAGCAACAUCUCUCCUGAUGUGUUUUUUUUUUCCAUCUCAGCACCUCUGUAUCUUUGUUGUGAAUAAUGUACAAUGACCUUUCUCACUAUCAAGAAGAGAAAUAGCUUCAUAAUGAAUGCUGGGCUCUUUCUGGCAUCAUCACUGUCAGGGCACAGGGGCAUUGUUGGUCCAGGGACAUUACUAUUUCAGCUCCUGUGAGGUAAUAUUAGAGCAGGCUUUCCAUCAACCUACAACCUCUGUGUGAUAUAACACAAGGCUAUUUUCAGCCAGCGGCUGUCAGGACUGGAUAAGAAAGUAAAGGCAUGAAAGGGCGCCUGGGAUGCUGAUUCUGGCACCUCAUGAUUGUUCUUCAUGGAAAAGUUUUAAAUGAUUUUUAUGCGUUUGAAAUCUGAUGCUUGCAAAGAUGUCAGAGGGGUAACUCACUAUUUUAAGGCUAUUAAUUUACAGUGCUAUUAGCUUCCUGUGGUACACAGUUUUCUUGUUUGGUUUCAUUGUUUAAUUUGGGCUUUGAGGUGAUAUUUUUCCAAAUUCUGCAAGGUCAGAAGAUUAAAUGCAUUUAAAUUAUUUCUCUCUCCUACUGUAGCCCAUUUUAUCAGCUUAAAUUAAGUUUCACAUAUUCCUAGAAUGUAUCUUCAAAGUUUCAGCUCAGCAAUACCUCACCGAACGCUCACAGAUGCAUGUAGCUUUAAAUGCAAAUUUGCUGCUCCUGGCCACACCCAUGGAUACCAAUCAAUAGAUAAUAACCAAUACCCAAAUUAGAAAGCAUUUAUU